This is a messenger RNA of Tarenaya hassleriana, 1698 nucleotides long. Its product is annotated as 3-epi-6-deoxocathasterone 23-monooxygenase. The record is from RefSeq and is a predicted model, not a curated record. NCBI's taxonomy places the organism in Eukaryota, Viridiplantae, Streptophyta, Magnoliopsida, Brassicales, Cleomaceae. Bases 1 to 1479 code for a protein of 492 amino acids. The transcript is spliced from 9 exons. Gene Ontology annotation, molecular function: oxidoreductase activity, acting on paired donors, with incorporation or reduction of molecular oxygen, NAD(P)H as one donor, and incorporation of one atom of oxygen; iron ion binding; heme binding. Gene Ontology annotation, biological process: brassinosteroid homeostasis; brassinosteroid biosynthetic process; sterol metabolic process.
AUGGAGUAUUGGGUCGCCGGUUUGUGGGUCUUGAUAACCGGAGUUGUUAUCCGGUUAUGGCUCUGGUUUAGCCGUAUAAAUUGCUCGGACAAGAAGAAGAAGAAGGGAAUACCAAAAGGAAGCCUUGGAUGGCCGGUGAUCGGAGAAACCCUAGAUUUCAUCUCUUGUGGAUAUUCUUCUCGGCCCGUUAGCUUCAUGGUCAAGCGCACAUCUCUGUACGGAAAGGUGUUCAAGACGAACAUAAUAGGGACACCAAUAAUAGUGUCGACGGAUGCGGAAGUGAACAAAGUGGUGCUCCUAAACCAUGGGAACACAUUUGUACCCGCUUACCCUAAAUCCAUCGAAGAGCUUCUCGGCCGUAACUCCAUUCUCCGCAUCAACGGACCUCUUCACAAGAAGCUCCACACCCUCUUCGGCGCCUUCUUUAGAUCUCCUCUUCUCAAAGACCGAAUCACCCGAGACAUCGAAUCCUCCGUCGAUCUCGCUCUUGCCUCUUGGGCUCAACUUCCCUUUGUUUACGUCCAAGACGCCGUUAAAAAGAUCACGUUCGAGGUAUUGGUUAAAACGUUGAUGAGCAUUGGUCCUGGCGAAGACAUGGACGUUCUCAAGCGUGACUUCGAAGAGUUCAUCAAAGGAUUGAUCUGUCUUCCCCUCAAAUUCCCCGGAACCAGACUUUAUAAAUCCCUAAAGGCAAAAGAGAGGUUAGUGAAAACAGUGAAGAGGAUUGUGGAGGGAAGGCAAAUGGCGACGGAGAGGCAGAAGUCGUCGCCGGCGCCGGCGCCGGCACCGGAGAACGACGCCGUCGACCUGCUAUUGCGGAACUACGAGAAACAAUCUGAUCCGUCCGAUUUCAUCAGCGGGAAGAUCGUGGAGAUGAUGAUCCCCGGCGAAGAGACGAUGCCGACGGCGAUGACCCUUGCCGUCAAAUUCCUAAGCGACAACCCCGUCGUUUUAGCCAAACUCGUGGAAGAGAACAUGGAGUUGAAGAGAAAGAAAUCGGAGUCGGGAGAAGGAUACAGUUGGUCCGAUUACAUAUCUCUCUCAUUUACUCAGAAUGUGAUAAAUGAAACUCUGAGAAUGGCCAACAUCAUUAACGGUGUUUGGAGGAAAGCUCUAAGAGACGUAGAAAUUAAAGGUUACAUGAUACCAGAAGGAUGGUGUGUUUUGGCAUCUUUUAUAUCGGUUCACAUGGACGAAGACAUCUACGAGAACCCCUUUCAAUUCGAUCCUUGGAGAUGGGACAGAAUGAAUGGAACGGCCGGGAACAGCAGCGUUUGCUUCACGCCGUUUGGUGGAGGCCAAAGGCUUUGCCCUGGCCUCGACCUAUCGAAACUCGAGAUAUCCAUCUUCCUUCACCGCCUUGUCACCAAAUACAGGUGGAAGGCCGAGGAGGACGAGAUCGUGUCGUUCCCAACGGUAAAGCUGAAGAGAAAGCUACCGAUCAGGAUUGUAUCUAUCGAUAGUGAUAAUGAUAUAUGAUUAAUCGAAAAUAUAAAUCCUUUAGGAUAUAUAUGUGAUAAAACAAAACAUUGCGUGAGGCUAAUUAUUAUUAUUAUUAUAUAUAUAUAUAUGAAUAUGAGAUAUGGUAUAUUUCCAAUAUUUUUCUCUUGUGGCAAUUAUAAGGGUUGGUUGCAAUGUCGCUUUCCUCUAAUUUAUCAGAUGUAACGCAAGCUGUGUUAUAGUGUUGGACUUAUCGUA